This is a messenger RNA of Olea europaea var. sylvestris, 838 nucleotides long. RefSeq names its product putative zinc finger protein CONSTANS-LIKE 11. The transcript has 5 exons. Gene Ontology annotation, biological process: regulation of flower development. The record is from RefSeq and is a predicted model, not a curated record. Gene Ontology annotation, cellular component: nucleus. NCBI's taxonomy places the organism in Eukaryota, Viridiplantae, Streptophyta, Magnoliopsida, Lamiales, Oleaceae. Gene Ontology annotation, molecular function: protein binding. The coding region runs from base 1 to 810 and encodes 269 amino acids.
AUGCGGCCUCAAUUGAUGACCCAUGUUGUGGAUGGAUCACUCUCUCACUACCCUCCUGAGCCAGAGCCUCCGGUGCCGCUCCUGGGGCCGCCGCUGCCGCUGCCACUGCCGACAGCUUAUGAUGAGGAAUGUUUGUCUUCUAUGCCUUCUUACAUGAGAUUGAGGUCUUCUUCGCCUUCUUGCACAGUAAUGGAUCCAAUUAUGGGACAGUAUCUUCUUGCAGGCAACAUGAAUCCACCAUUUUCUGCUGAAAAUUCUGGAAUUCCCAAUGGGAGUAGUUUGCUUAUGGGCACUGAACUUCCACGUCAAGAACUCGAUUUCCAGGGUGAUAAUGGUGGACUUUUCCUCCCUGACACCAUAUCUAGGCUCUUUAACUGCUCUAGUGACCUUCAGGCACUUAGUAAUGAGAGCCAGCAUAUGGCACAUGGAGGUCCAAAUUCUACUCCUUUGGCAUCAGAGAUUUCGAGCUUGGAAGAUUCUACUUUCAAGGUGGGCAAACUCUCCGUUGAAGAAAGGAAAAAGAAAAUCCACAGAUACAUGAAGAAAAGAAAUGAAAGAAAUUUCAGUAAGAAAAUCAAGUAUGCAUGUCGCAAAACACUUGCUGACAGCCGGCCUCGCGUUAGAGGAAGGUUUGCAAAGAAUGAUGAACUUGGAGAAGCUGCAAGAACUGCUGGUAGCAACCAUGAAGAAGACACAGAUGAAGAUGUGGUGGUGAAAGAAGAGGAUAUGGUAGACUCUUCAGACAUAUUUGCACACAUAAGUGGUGUAAAUUCCUUCAAAUGCAACUAUCCCAUUCAAUCUUGGAUUUGAUUAGAGUUUCUGAGUAGUGAAGCCCUUU